AUGAAACCAAACGCCAAGUCGUAUAGUUUAUUGAAAAAUUGCUCAAACAAUGAAACCAAAGCCAAUAAUGCCCGCCAGCGUUACCCCGGGUCGCCCAUACAGGUGCUCAAAGUGAGUGAUGAGCGCCGGUUUGAACUGGAUUUAGAUGCACUCGAGGCCUUUCUGUUGCGCGACUCGAUCCGUGACAAACCAGUUGUGGUGUCCGGUUGCGGCGCAUCAGACGACUGGCUCGGCUCGACAGACACCUCUAUGAAAGGGUUUGCGUGGAGGGGCGGCGCAAAACUGGUCACCACAGGUAUAUUGAUGUGGUCGGAGCCGUUUGUCAUCAAACUGGAUGAGGGCCAGGAGGUGGCCAUCGUUUUGAUGGACACUCAGGGGGCGUUUGACUCGGAGUACACCGUCAGGGAUUUGGCCACUGUGUUCGCGCUGUCAACUAUGACUUCAUCAAUACAGGUGUUCAAUCUGAUGCACAAUCUCCAGGAGGACAACCUUCAGGUGUUGGAGAUAUUCACCGAAUACGGCCGAUUGGCGCUCGAGGCCACCGGCGAUAUACCCUUCCAGAAGCUAAUGUUUCUCAUCCGGGACUGGAGUUUCCCAUACGAUCACCCGUACGGUCUGACCGGCGGUAAUAUGUUUCUGAACAAAAAGUUUGCCAUUAAGGAGAAUCAGGCGGUAGAGUUGCAGCGACUAAGACAAAAUAUCCGCUCGUAUUUUUCCGAUAUUGGCUGCUAUUUGAUGCCAUAUCCGGGCAGAGAAGUGGCCACUAAUAAGGAUUUCAAUGGCCGAGUGGCCGAUAUUGACUCGGAGUUUGUCGACUGUCUGAAGACGUUUGUGCCGCUGAUGUUAGACUCGAAGAAUGUGGUCGUGAAGGAGAUCGGCGGCCGUCAGGUUACCGGAAAAGAUUUGUUGGAGUACUUCAAAGUGUAUUACAAUGUUCUAAAAAGCGGAUCAAUACCGGAACCUAGUUCACUGCUAGAGGCUACGGCCGAGGCCAACAACCUGGCCGCAGUGGUCACCGCCAAAGAUACAUACCUGGCCUCGAUGGAGGCCAUCUGUGGAAAGGGAGAGAAAUGCAUGAGCCCUACAAAUCUCUUAAAAUUUCAUGAAAAGCUUAGGGCGGAUGCCAUUAAACAGUUUGAUGAGAUCAAAAAGUUUGGCGGCCGUGAGUUUUCUACACCCUAUAGGAAUAAGUUGGUGGCGGAUUUGGAACAAACGUUUGAUACGAUUGAA
Molecule: messenger RNA, 1230 nt
Organism: Medioppia subpectinata
Lineage: Eukaryota; Metazoa; Arthropoda; Arachnida; Sarcoptiformes; Oppiidae
Source: the annotation of a GenBank genome assembly